ACCUCUUAAGCACCACAGCUAGUAAUAGUACUACAGCCAACUGCAAAAAGACAGCCAACUUUUAUUAUCAUAUAUACACUGUUUCACUAUAGUUAUAUUUGUGCUUAAUUGUGUUUGUGUUAUCGAUGGCGAUUCCGGUGAUUGAUUUCUCAAAGAUUGAAGGAGAUGAGAGAGCCAAGACUCUGGCUCAGAUCGCUAGUUGUUGUGAAGAGUGGGGAUUCUUUCAGUUGAUCAAUCAUGGGAUCUCUGAGGAGCUCUUGGAGAGGGUGAAGAAGGUUGCCUCUGAAUGCUACAAGCUUGAAAGAGAGCCCGGUUUCAAGAAUUCGAAACCCGUGCAGCUGCUGAAUGAAUUGAUAGAGAAGAAGAGUGAUGGGAAGGUAGAGAAUGUGGACUGGGAGGAUGUUUUUUUGCUUUCCGAUGAAAAUGAGGAUGAUUGGCCGUCAGGAACUCCUAGUUUCAAGGAAACCAUGAAGGAAUACAGGGUUGAAUUAAGGAAACUAGCAAUCAAAGUCAUGGAAGUAAUGGACGAGAACUUAGGCUUGCCUAAAGGCUACAUCAACAAGGUCUUCAACGGUGGAGAAGACGAGCAAGCUGCCUUUUUCGGUACCAAGGUGAGCCACUAUCCACCAUGCCCCCACCCAGAGAAGGUGAAUGGGCUUCGAGCCCACACGGAUGCCGGGGGCGUGAUCUUACUAUUCCAAGAUGAUGAGGUAAAGGGUCUUCAAAUCUUGAAAGAUGGAGAGUGGAUUGACGUGCAGCCCCUAAAAAAUGCAAUAGUGAUCAACAUUGGCGAUCAAAUUGAGGUCUUGAGCAAUGGGAGGUACAAGAGUGUUUGGCACCAGGUUUUCGCCACGCCAGAUGGGAAUAGGAGGUCAAUUGCUUCAUUCUAUAAUCCAUCGCUCAAGGCUACGAUUGAGCCUGCAACCAAAUCAAUCAUCCAAAAAGUGGAAAAAGAGGAGGAAAAUCCAUCCAAGUACCCUAAGUUUGUGUUUGGCGACUAUAUGUCUGUUUAUGUCGAGCAAAAGUUCCUUCCCAAAGAACCAAGAUUCCAAGCUGUGAAGGCGAUAUAAGGCAUUAAUGCGAGUCAAUUUCUAUGUACUCUCUAGUGACAAGAGUACCUUUCUUUUUCCCUUUGUACCUCAGAUUGUCUGUGUACUUAUUCGGGUUAUAGAGGUUCUGGUGGGAUCUGUGUUAGGGCUAUCAAGUUAUAGUGAAGAAGUCCCUCAGGCAAAAUGUCUAGUUGUGGGCUUAUCAUCCUUCUUCUAUAUGUGUGUAUGAUUGAAGGAUGAAGAUAUAAAAUAACUGAUAAGGGUGUCAAUCUUGUCUUAUAUUUGUAUACUUUGGUAUGUCUCUGUCUACUGCAAUUUAAAAUCCAUUAAUUUAGUAUAUAUAUUAGCUAAACCUUUGAGAA
Messenger RNA from Sesamum indicum (sesame), 1411 nucleotides. Its product is annotated as 2-oxoglutarate (2OG) and Fe(II)-dependent oxygenase superfamily protein. The record is from RefSeq and is a predicted model, not a curated record. Lineage: Eukaryota; Viridiplantae; Streptophyta; Magnoliopsida; Lamiales; Pedaliaceae.